UAUGCAUACACGCAUAUAUAUAUAUGAAACAUAUGAUGCACCAAGCUUGAACAUUUUUCUCUUAAAAAUCAUUCUAAUAAACUCCACUGUGAAUCAAUCUCACUGAAUGUAACAUAUCCAAUUAUUGUAUACUAUCUUCUCGUUCUUGUACGCCUCAGACACGUUCUUGCCCAUCACGACUUACCACUAUCAUCGCCGAUCGUCGUUAUCGAUGCGCGAGCAACGGGACGGUCCGAAAGUCGUCAAGUCGAGUCAAGGGAAGCCGAUUCCAGGCCCAAGGGAGGACUUUGCGACUGUUUGGAUCCGACCUGAUGCGUCAUGCGAUUUUACGACGUCGUUCUCCUCGCGAGCUAAAAGAGACGAACGAGACGCUGAAAGGGCUACAAACGAGGUUGGAAUUGGCGUACGCGUCGACAGCGUCGUCUGGUGCACCGGUCGCCGGUGGAGGAGCACUAGGAGGGCUAGGUAGCGUAUCUUGCGGGGGUACGGGAAUCAGCGGUACUGUCUUAGGAGGUAGCGUGGCGGUUCCAGGCGGCGUGCCCGGUAGCACUACCCUGACGGCCAUCAUGGAGACGAAAGAUGCUCGGAUACAAACUUUGGAGAAGGAGAUAGCACUUUUGGAAGCGGAAUUAUUGCGUAUCAAGGAAUGCGGUGGUAGAUUAAGGGAGCAGUUGUUGAAAGCAACCGCUGUCCCUAGUGGCAGUGGUAGCAUGCAACAGCUUCAACAACAAUUUCAGCAGCAGCAACAACAACAGCAGCAACAGCAGCAGCAAAUGCAGCAACAUCAAUUAGGUUUAUCAAACGUCACAAGUGGCGUUAGUGGUAUGGAGCAACAAGCUCGACAGGGAUUGGUGACUCCCUUGGGUGGUUCGCAACAGUCCGGCACGUUGGCUUUGGCCAGGGGACCGUCCGUGAUGACCUCCCUGGUACCGUACGGUCACUCGUCGUCCACGGCACUAACCACUCCGUUGCUUGCCGGUUCGACAGGUGGAACCUUGAGCGGGAGCAGCGGGGUCGGCGUCCUUGGGGGCGGUUCCUCGUGCCUGGCCGGUAUCUCGUCGGGCGCCACCACUGGCGUGGUCAAUCCCUAUACCGAUCGUUACUCCGAUCAUCACCUUCAUCCCCAUCAACUUCACCAUCAUCAACAUCACCAUCAUCAUCAUCUCCAUCAGCAGCAACAACAGCAGCAGCAGCAGCAACAACAACAUCAGCAGCAUCUAUUGCAGCAACAACAGCAACAUCAGAUCCAGCAGCACUUAAGGCAAAUAGAGCCAGCGGCCGCUGGUGCCUUGGCGCUACAUGCCCACACCUUCAACAAACACGACCUGAACUUCAAACGGCAAGUAAGUUUCUUCAUCAACAACGUGCGCAUCGAAAAGAACGACGCCGUCUAGGGAGGUGGGAGGUGUGGCCGCGCGGAAUUGGGACGACACCUUUCAAAUUACCUUUGAACCUUGGCUCUACCACACGGCUCUAA
Polistes dominula (European paper wasp) is the source of this 1477-nucleotide messenger RNA. RefSeq names its product ELKS/RAB6-interacting/CAST family member bruchpilot (gene brp). Gene Ontology annotation, biological process: maintenance of presynaptic active zone structure; regulation of synaptic plasticity; neuromuscular synaptic transmission. The record is from RefSeq and is a predicted model, not a curated record. Gene Ontology annotation, molecular function: structural constituent of presynaptic active zone. Lineage: Eukaryota; Metazoa; Arthropoda; Insecta; Hymenoptera; Vespidae. Gene Ontology annotation, cellular component: cytoskeleton of presynaptic active zone.